Pelmatolapia mariae (spotted tilapia) is the source of this 1077-nucleotide messenger RNA. RefSeq lists its product as uncharacterized. The record is from RefSeq and is a predicted model, not a curated record. Bases 130 to 792 code for a protein of 220 amino acids. The transcript is spliced from 3 exons. Lineage: Eukaryota; Metazoa; Chordata; Actinopteri; Cichliformes; Cichlidae. Gene Ontology annotation, molecular function: protein binding.
UUGGGCGUCAACCAACCAAAGCCGGACCUAUAAAACUUUAAAGCUCGCUCAAACCUUUUAUUCUGCGAAGAUAAAAGCUGCUCAGUGUGAACUCUUUGACCGAAGCUCGAGGGACCCUACUGCGGAUUGAUGGGACAGCAAGCCAAAGACGUGGACGUUGAAGCGCUUCAGGAAAGAAGCCCUCAGCGUGGAAGGUGCCUGGACAAUUUUUUAGUCAUGUCCAUCAGCUUUCUCUUUGUGGCAACCACAGCUCUUGCGGUCGGGGGAGCGAUGGUUGUGAUGGAACUGCGGGCGGACAUGAAGUCCUUGGGUUCGCUCCCAUCAGUUGAGACGCCUCAGAAGCUGACGGGAGACGCAUCUUCCCCAGUAUAUAAGAUGGAGAAAUUUGUCUAUUUACGAGCCGCCGACUCAAGUAUGUUAAGCAACUCCACCAUGCAAUGGGAUUCUAUCUCAUAUGGUACAGGGACAUCUGUAGGAAGCAACUUUGUCUUCGACUCAAAGCAGCAUUCACUGAAGCCAGUACAGGAUGGAACCUACUUCAUGUACGUCGAGCUAAAUUUCAACUGCAUCUCCAUAUGCAACGCAGGUGUUCUCACGGUGAAAGUAGGUGAUGAACUCACCUGCAAAGUGGAGCUUCCAGCAGGUAUAUUACCUGUGAGCAGGAAAUGCUGGACUGUUACUCGACUCCAUAACCAGGGACUGGUCGCUCAGAAGACAGUACAGAAAGGCCUCGAAAAUUGGCAACUGGACCUGAAAAGCUCAGGAUUUGGAAUUUUCCUCAUAGACCCAUAGAUGCACAUGUUGCAGUGCUACUGCUGUUAUCUUGAAGUAAAUGGACCCGAGACACGUGGGUAACGAACAAGAACAGAAGUCUGUUUUUUCAUAAACCCACAUAGUUGAAAACGGGCAGGCUUGGGUGCCAUUUUUCACAGCUAUGACGAGCUUCCUCGCAAAGGUUUGAGGAGAAAGAACCUUAUGAGACUCUCAAGAAAAGCUGCAUUUGUGAUAAUGCAAAGAGAAUAUGGAGAGACUAGAAACUUGCCUCAUUCUAUGUAAUUAUGUAAAAAUGUUUCUCUG